AUGACUUCCACCAAAACCCAAUCCCAGUCAGCCAAAUCGUCACGUGAUGACACAUCCGUGCUGAAGGAGGAGCUAUCUCCCUCUUCUUCACAUUACAAGGACUGGCCAAACACUCAGGGAUUUGACGCUCACUACGAAGAGAGGGCUCCCGUUGAAUUGCAUAUACAAGGCCUUAUCCCUUCUUACACGGCUGGAGUUCUUUUCCGGACCGGGCUGGGACCCCGGACAGUAGAGACAUCAAAGGACAAAAUAUUCAAGGUCAAUCACUGGUUUGACAACUUUUCUCAGGUCCAUCGAUUUCAGAUUCAUGGACCAACAGCUGAGUCUCCUGUCAGGGUGACAUAUAAUUCGCGACUAACAAGUGAUGGUCUAAUUGAAAAGAUCAAGAAGACAGGCAAGCUCGACGGGUUUACCUUCGCGGCGAAGUAUGACCCUUGCAGGACAUUUUUUCAAAAGAUCCAGUCUGUCUUUCAAGCAGCUCCGAGAGAGUCAAUGGCUCCCAACGAGGCUAGUGUUGCUGUGACAUUGUCGGCCAACUUCCCUGGGCUUUCGUCCAAGGGCGAAAAGUUUGAGGGAGCCCACCCGUCGGGCAAGGUCAAUACGUUGUGCAACAAGACAGACGCGACCAUCAUACAGAUGAUUGACCCAGAGACGUUAGAGCCACUUGGAAUGGCAAAUCAGACGGUACUACAUCCGGACCUCAAAGGCGCAGGUAGUGGCGCACAUGCCAAGUCAGACCCGGAGACGGGUGAUGUGUUCAACUACAAUCUCGACUUUGGCCGUACGGGUACGUACCGAGUGUUUCGAGCGGCAGCAGACACUGGCAAGACAUGUAUUCUAGCUAGCUUUGGCCAUACCGCCGCCUAUCUACACUCGCUCUUCCUUACUGAGCAUUAUGUCGUUCUCUGUGUAUGGAAUUCCUUCUACAAGGCAGGCGGGGCUUCCAUAUUAUGGACUCAAAACCUGCUCGAUGCGAUGGCUUGGGAUGGUAAUGCGCCAACCACGUGGUUCGUGGUUGAUAAACGAGCGCCAGAGGAGGGAGGUCGUGGGCUGGUGGCGAAGUUUACCUCGGACGCCUUCUACGCCUUCCACACCAUCAAUGCUUACGAGGUGCCUUCACCUACGAACGAAGACUCGGUUGAUAUUGUGGCAGACAUCAAUGCGUAUGACAACAUGGAUGUCAUCUAUCGGUUCUACCUGGACAAUGUCAUCAGUGAUCUGCCCAAAGCACACAAGUUCACCGAUUCCAUGAGCCCGAGCGUGCGACCCGAUUAUCGAAGAUAUCGACUUCCGAAUAUUAAAUCUUCAGGUCCAACCGCUCAACCGUCCAAGGCGGUGUUGGAGUACAAGAGCAGUAGGGCUGAUGGAUUCGAGCUCCCAGUGAUCAACUCCAGGUUUGUGACCAAAAAGCACCGAUAUAUGUAUGGAAUCUGCGAUACGGGGCUGUCGACCUUUGCAGAUGGAUUGGUCAAAUACGACGCUGAUACGCAUACACUGACUCGCUGGAGUCAACACGGACAGACGGCGGGGGAGCCAGUGUUCAUUCAAGAUCCGGCAUCCGACGAGGAAGACGGAGGAGUUCUACUGUCAGUGGUGUUGGACGGGCCCAACGGCAGGAGUUACUUAAUGGUGCUUGACGCAAAGACCAUGAAAGAGAUUGGGCGGGCUCAUGUGGACGGCGCCGUUGGGUUUGGAUUUCAUGGGUUUCAUGUCAAGGCACAAGGGGGCGUUGGGCGGCAUAAUGGUCUUCAUCUCUGA
Molecule: messenger RNA, 1758 nt
Organism: Exophiala aquamarina CBS 119918
Lineage: Eukaryota; Fungi; Ascomycota; Eurotiomycetes; Chaetothyriales; Herpotrichiellaceae
Exons: 1
Coding region: 1-1758 (585 amino acids)
Biological process (GO): carotene catabolic process
Molecular function (GO): carotenoid dioxygenase activity
Source: RefSeq, a predicted model, not a curated record